Molecule: messenger RNA, 2841 nt
Organism: Condylura cristata (star-nosed mole)
Lineage: Eukaryota; Metazoa; Chordata; Mammalia; Eulipotyphla; Talpidae
Gene: VAV1
Product: vav 1 guanine nucleotide exchange factor
Exons: 27
Coding region: 99-2636 (845 amino acids)
Biological process (GO): intracellular signal transduction; regulation of GTPase activity; cell migration
Cellular component (GO): cytoplasm
Molecular function (GO): guanyl-nucleotide exchange factor activity; protein binding
Source: RefSeq, a predicted model, not a curated record
GGCCAACAGUUACAGGCAAAGAGGAAGUGGUAGCAAUCUAGUCCCCCAGAGAGGUGGUGGAGGCACCAGGGUGCAGGGCUGGCUGGGAGGCGGCAGCCAUGGAGAUGUGGCGCCAGUGCACCCACUGGCUGAUCCAGUGCCGGGUGCUGCCGCCCAGCCACCGGGUGACCUGGGACGGGGCGCAGGUGUGCGAGCUGGCACAGGCCCUGCGGGAUGGCGUCCUUCUGUGCCAGCUGCUCAACAACCUGCUACCCCAUGCCAUCAACCUGCGUGAGGUCAACCUGCGCCCCCAGAUGUCUCAGUUCCUGUGCCUUAAGAACAUCCGGACCUUCUUAUCUACCUGCUGUGACAAGUUUGGCCUUAAGCGGAGUGAGCUAUUUGAGGCCUUUGACCUUUUCGAUGUGCAGGAUUUUGGGAAGGUCAUCUAUACCCUGUCGGCGCUGUCCUGGACCCCUAUUGCCCAGAACAAGGGGAUCAUGCCCUUCCCCACCGACGAGGACAGUGUGGGUGACGAUGACAUCUACAGUGGCCUGUCUGACCAGAUUGACGACACAGUGGAGGAGGAUGAAGACCUGUACGACUGUGUGGAGAACGAGGAGGCUGAGGGCGAUGAGAUCUAUGAGGACCUCAUGCGCUCGGAGCCGCUGCCCAUGCCGCCCAAGAUGACCGAGUAUGACAAGCGGUGCUGCUGCCUGCGAGAGAUCCAGCAGACGGAGGAGAAGUACACGGACACGCUGGGCUCCAUCCAGCAGCACUUCAUGAAACCUUUGCAGCGGUUCCUCAAACCUCAAGACAUUGAGACCAUCUUCAUCAACAUCGAGGACCUGCUUCAAGUGCAUACCCUAUUCAUAAAGGAUAUGAAGGAAGCUCUGAUCACCCCUGCUGCAUCCACCCUCUACCAAGUCUUCAUCAAAUACAAGGAGAGAUUCCUUGUGUAUGGCCGAUACUGCAGCCAGGUGGAGUCAGCGAGCAGGCAUCUGGACCAGGUUGCCACAGCCCGGGAGGAUGUGAAGAUGAAGCUGGAGGAAUGUUCUCAGCGAGCAAACAAUGGGAGGUUCACCUUGAGGGACCUGCUGAUGGUGCCAAUGCAGCGUGUGCUCAAGUAUCACCUCCUUCUUCAGGAGCUGGUGAAACACACACAAGACCCUCUAGAGAAGGAGAACUUGCGGCUGGCUCUGGAUGCCAUGAGGGAUCUGGCACAGUGCGUGAAUGAGGUCAAGCGGGACAAUGAGACACUGAGACAGAUCACCAACUUCCAGCUGUCUAUCGAGAACCUGGACAAGUCUCUGGCCAAUUACGGCCGGCCCAAAAUCGACGGGGAGCUCAAGAUUACCACCAUGGAACGGCGCUCCAAGAUGGACAGGUACGCCUUCCUGCUGGACAAGGCCCUGCUCCUCUGUAAGCGCAGAGGAGACUCCUAUGAACUGAAGAACUUCGUGCAUCUGCACAGCUUCCAAGUUCGAGAUGACUCUUGUGGAGAUCGCGACAACAAGAAGUGGACUCACAUGUUUCUCCUGAUCGAGGACCAAGGCACCCAGGGCUACGAGCUCUUCUUUAAGACGCGAGAAUUGAAGAAGAAGUGGAUGGAGCAGUUCGAGAUGGCCAUCUCUAACAUCUACCCUGAGAAUGCCGCUGCCAAUGGGCAUGACUUCCAGAUGUUUUCCUUUGAGGAGACUGCAUCCUGCAAAGCUUGCCAAAUGCUGCUGAGAGGCACUUUCUAUCAGGGCUACCGUUGUCAUCGGUGCAAGGCACCUGCACACAAGGAGUGUCUGGGGAGGGUUCCACCCUGUGGCCGACAAGGGCAAGAUUUUUCAGGGACUCUGAAAAAGGACAAGUUACAUCGCAGGGCUCAGGAAAAAAAGAAGAACGAGAUAGGUCUUCCCAAAAUGGAGGUGUGUCAGGAGUACUAUGGGGUUCCUCCACCACCAGGAGCCCUUGGGCCUCCUCUGCGACUCAACUCUGGAGACAUUGUGGAGCUCACCAAGGCUGAGGCUGAGCAGAACUGGUGGGAGGGCAGGAAUAUAUCUACCAAUGAAGUUGGCUGGUUUCCCUGUAACAAGGUCAAGCCCUACGUGCAUGGCCCCCCUCAGGACCUGUCUGUUCAUCUCUGGUACGCUGGGCCCAUGGAGCGGGCUGAGGCUGAGAACGUCCUCGCCAGCCGCUCGGAUGGCACCUUCCUGGUGCGGCAGAGGGUGAAGGACGCUGCGGAGUUUGCCAUCAGCAUUAAAUGUAAUGUUGAGGUCAAGCACAUUAAAAUCAUGACAGCAGAAGGACUCUACCGGAUCACAGAGAAGAAGGCUUUCCGCGGGCUUCUGGAGCUGGUGGAGUUUUACCAACAGAACUCCCUGAAGGAUUGCUUCAAGUCCCUAGACACCACCCUGCAGUUCCCCUACAAAGAGCCCGAGAGAAGAGCCAUCAGCAAGCCACCAGCAGGGAACAUGAAGUAUUUCGGCACAGCCAAAGCCCGCUAUGACUUCUGUGCCCGGGACCGGUCAGAGCUGUCCCUCAAGGAGGGCGACAUCAUCAAGAUCCUUAGCAAGAAGGGACAGCAAGGCUGGUGGCGAGGAGAGAUCUACGGCAGGGUGGGCUGGUUCCCUUCCAACUACGUGGAGGAGGACUACUCUGAGUACUGUUGAGCCUUGGCCGCUGGAAGAGAGACGAGACUCCAGGCUCUGUGCCUGCUUGAGCAGGCAGCAGGACCAGGGACUGCAACAGCCCCCACAGGCUGAGUCCAAGAUGGAAUGAGGCGGCCUCACAUCAGCUGGCGGGGCUCCUGGAUUGCGCCCCGUCAGAGUUAAUUUAUAACACACUGCUGAAGGCAGGCCUUUAAUAAAAGGAUAA